Molecule: messenger RNA, 585 nt
Organism: Rhizophagus irregularis DAOM 181602=DAOM 197198
Lineage: Eukaryota; Fungi; Glomeromycota; Glomeromycetes; Glomerales; Glomeraceae
Source: RefSeq, a predicted model, not a curated record
AUGUCUAUUCCAAUUUCAAUAGAUUUUUAUUGGAAAUUGAAUAGUUCUGGUAGUGGUGAAUCUGACCAAGAAUCUUUCAACUUCAAGCAAAACUCUGAACAAAAAGAAUUUUCUGACUCUGAUCAAAGUUCUUCUGGUUCUGAACGAAGACUUUCCAAAUCUGAUCAAAGAUUUUCUAAAUCUGAUCGAAGACCUUCUAAAUUUAAGCAAAGAUUUUCCAAAUCUGAUCGAAGUUCUUUAAAACCUGAACAAAAGUCCAAAUCUCGACAAAGAACUUCUACUCAUCAACAAUCACAUAAGAGGACACAAAAAUAUUUUAAUGUUAAAGACAUGCCUAAAAGCUUUAAGGAAGCUUUGAGAAUUUCUAAGACAGAUACUGAAGAUCCUGAUAGAAAACACAAGAUUGCUGUUAAAAAACUAAAUUGGCGUUCAUCAACUGAGCAAACUGCACCAUUUCAUGCACCAAAAUGGACAAUUGGAAAUUAUCAAGGAUAUCUGAAGGUCAAAGUUGAGAAGGUAAGACGAAUAGUUGUGAAGUCUGGUGGAGGUGUUAAGUGGUGUACAGUGACAUUUGGCAGUGUAUAA